Eurytemora carolleeae is the source of this 1076-nucleotide messenger RNA. It is a transcript of the gene Nup35, whose product is annotated as nucleoporin NUP53. The coding region runs from base 28 to 990 and encodes 320 amino acids. Gene Ontology annotation, biological process: regulation of DNA-templated transcription; NLS-bearing protein import into nucleus; nuclear pore organization. Gene Ontology annotation, molecular function: structural constituent of nuclear pore; single-stranded DNA binding; phospholipid binding. NCBI's taxonomy places the organism in Eukaryota, Metazoa, Arthropoda, Copepoda, Calanoida, Temoridae. The transcript is spliced from 12 exons. The record is from RefSeq and is a predicted model, not a curated record. Gene Ontology annotation, cellular component: nuclear membrane; nuclear pore nuclear basket; nuclear pore central transport channel.
AUUAUUGUUUUAUACUUUCAGAGAAAAAUGGAACCGAUGAACCUUGGGUCACCGGUCAGAGAUUAUUUAAGUUCUCCUUACCAUUUUGGUUCUCCAGUAUCUCCUGGUACUGGAGCUAGUUCUCAGGGUGGGGGAGCAGGUUAUCUUCCUGGAUAUCUUAUGGGAGAUUCACACCAGAUAUCGCCAGCAUCUCCUCUUAUUAACAGGCAGCUGAAUUCCCCUGGCAAACUGAACCGUUCCAUGAGCAAUAUGUCGAAUGCAGGAGGAGGGCUGACUAGUGUUCCAACCACACCUCUACCCUACCCAUCAACCAGAGGUCCGGGGUUACUCAAGGAAAACCUUAAUCAUAGUGGUCGUCUUCAUUCCCGAGCAGAUAAACCCGGAGGCCCCCCUACUACUAGUUUAAUGGGCGGACUCACACCAAACUCAACCAUCAACUCUCCAUUCAAUAGUAGGUUUGAUAAUACUGGAGGAUUUGAUGGAACUCCAUCAAGGACACAAGAAAUUAUACAGGGAGAGGAGACCUGUGACCCCCUGAGUUUAUGGGUGACAGUAUUCGGAUUUCCUCCCUCUGCUGCCUCCUAUAUAAUCUCCCAGCUAUCCAACUGUGGAACCAUCCUUCAGCAUAUACUGCCACCUAACGCUAACUGGAUGCAUAUUAGGUUUCAAACAAGACUGCAAGCUAGGAAAGCGCUUGCUAAAAAUGGAUCCGUUCUUGGCGGAACAAUAAUGGUAGGCUUGGCUCCCUGCACGGACAAUAGUGUUCUUGAUCAGGGUAACCUGAAUACUAGUGUACUAGACUCUAGUCUGGCAGGAACUGGAGUUGCAAACAUAUCCACCAACGGACUUGGAACACCUAGAACUAUCCGACCUUUGACUCAAGCCUUCAAGGAAGCACAAACAGAAAACAAGGUUGUACCCGGAACGAAUACCCCUACUAGAAGCAAUGGGAUUGUGGGAAAAGCUAUGGAGUACAUAUUUGGCUGGUAGAUAAAAACUGAUAAAUCUAGGAACUAAUUCAAACUGUUUUUAUCCAGCAACCAAACAUGUUUUACAUAUUUUUACAUAUUUCAGAA